Molecule: messenger RNA, 393 nt
Organism: Fonsecaea nubica
Lineage: Eukaryota; Fungi; Ascomycota; Eurotiomycetes; Chaetothyriales; Herpotrichiellaceae
Exons: 3
Coding region: 1-393 (130 amino acids)
Source: RefSeq, a predicted model, not a curated record
AUGAACACCUUCCUGCUUGCCAUUGCUGAUGGUUCCGCCCUCCCUGAAGAACGCCUUCCUCGCUACUUCGCUAAACAUGGUCACGUUGACGCCGAUCCAAAGGGUGUGAAGAAGCAAGGUGGCGGCAAGGGCAAUUGGGGUCGUGAAGGCGAUGAAGUCCAUGACUACGACUACAAGUUCACCAAUUCUCGCCGUCGUUCCAACUCUAGCACCCAAGUCCUCGGGGAUUUCAAGACCAAGUUCGAAACCGUCGACGCGGAGCCUGUCUUUGAGGAGGGAUUGCACGGACCUACCGACGAAGAUAUCGAAAAGGCCUCCACUCUGUCCAAGGAAGAGAGCACCGACUCCAGCACUUUGGGAGGGAGCUAUGAUGAUGAAGACAAGAAAUUGUAA